Molecule: messenger RNA, 1503 nt
Organism: Photinus pyralis (common eastern firefly)
Lineage: Eukaryota; Metazoa; Arthropoda; Insecta; Coleoptera; Lampyridae
Product: isoaspartyl peptidase/L-asparaginase-like
Exons: 1
Coding region: 18-752 (244 amino acids)
Molecular function (GO): asparaginase activity
Source: RefSeq, a predicted model, not a curated record
AAUCCAAACGCGUUUGAAUGGAGCUAAAUGAAGUAUUCAAUGCAGGCCGUGGCUCCGUUUUAAAUGCUGAUGGAGAAGUAGAAAUGGAUGCUAGUGUUAUGGUGGGUUCUGAUUUAUCCGCCGGUGCUGUAACCGUUGUAAAGAACAUAGAACAUCCUAUUAGCUUGGCCCGUCUUGUUAUGGAAAAAACAGAUCAUGUUUUACUAGCCGGAGAUGGUGCAGAAAGGUUCGCUCGCGAACAAGGCGUUCCACUCUUGCCUUCUGGUUGCUUAGUUACCGAUCGGCGAAAGAGGAAUUGGGAAAAAGAAAAACUGGAAAUCGCCGGAGAGACUGUUGGCGCCCUGGCAAUAGACGAGUCAGGUCGUUUAGCUGCAGCGACCUCUACAGGCGGCAGAGCUAGGAAACUAGUCGGUCGUAGCAGUGAUACAUGUAUGAUAGGUAGUGGAACAUAUGCUGACGACAAUGUGGGGGCAGUUUCGACAACCGGUCAUGGUGAAACCGUGGCUAAAUUCUGUUUAGCUCAUGCUAUUAUAAGAGACAUGGAGUACGGAAAAACUGCACAGAAGGCAACAACUGAUUGUGUUCAGAGAAUGACAGAACGUUUACAUAACACAGCCGGUGCUAUCACCCUUUCCAAAGAUGGAGAUGUUGGAAUUGGGUUUAGCACAGAGCACAUGUCAUGGGCAUACAUAAAAGACAAUGAAUUGCAUUAUGGGGCAACGCUUAAUGAUGAUAAUGUAGAUCCCUUAUAAGAUAUCUAGUAAAUUAAGAAUGUGAGAUAUCAACAGUUGAACAACAAUUAUAAUCAAUAACUUUAUAUAUUGGUCAUCACAAAGUAUUCUGACAACAAUUAGGAAUAAUUUCUUUUUAAAUCAAAAAUAAUAUUGAUAUAACCAACUGUGUAACCAAAUAUCAUGUUCAAUGAAUGGGUUUACCAUAGUAUCUUUGAUUCUAAAAAUAAUUGACAAUCCUUUUUUUCCCAGAAAAGCAACAAAAGAUGUAAUUACUUCGCCGUUUGCAACCGUUUCCGUCAAGAUAUUUCAAUUAUCUUUGUUGCGUCCGAAAGUACGAAUUAAUAUUUUAGAAUUUCAGUCCCGUUAAGUAAUUAUUAGAUGAUUUUGGUUUCCUAUGUCAAUUUAAAACUAGUAUUCAAACUGCAAGGCCAUGCAGGUUUGCGCCGGUAUCAGUUGAUAAGGGACCUGUUCGCCUGACCUGAGAAAUUCCAUGGGUCAAUGGGGGUUAAUUAGAAGUAUUAGUUUAGAAAUUUCAUCUCGCCCAUUUAAGUGAUUAUAAUUUACAGUAGUUGCUUAAACGAGAUUCAGUAAACUGCAUUCGAUUAAGUUGUGAGGAGUCUCGAAAGAAAUGCUCUUAAUUUGAAUUGUAAGACAAACUAUUAAAUAAAUGAUUUAAUUGCCACAACCGAUCUAUUUAGUUACCAGACCAACACCCUGUUUACAACAUGAAUGUAAAUAAUAAAAUAUAUGCGAUGAUUGUGAAUUAUUA